Messenger RNA from Macrosiphum euphorbiae (potato aphid), 249 nucleotides. The record is from the annotation of a GenBank genome assembly. Lineage: Eukaryota; Metazoa; Arthropoda; Insecta; Hemiptera; Aphididae.
AUGAGACAAGAAGAUUUCAGAUAUACUGUAUUACUAGAAAAAGAUAUUACCAAUAGAAAAGUUAAUGCUGAUGGAGAAAAAGUAGAAUGGAUGAAAAUGCAAUGGUUGUACUUUGUAAAAGAUAAACCUUACAAAAUGUUUUUUAAAUAUUCUAAUAAUGAGUUUGUUGCAUUUAUUUCUGUCAACUUUUCCAAACGUUUGAUGGCAAAACCAAAAGAAUUAGAAUUAUCCCAAUGGGCUGGCAAUUAG